Schistocerca americana (American grasshopper) is the source of this 2929-nucleotide messenger RNA. RefSeq lists its product as uncharacterized. Gene Ontology annotation, biological process: sleep; positive regulation of voltage-gated potassium channel activity; regulation of synaptic transmission, cholinergic. The transcript is spliced from 3 exons. Bases 130 to 597 code for a protein of 155 amino acids. The record is from RefSeq and is a predicted model, not a curated record. NCBI's taxonomy places the organism in Eukaryota, Metazoa, Arthropoda, Insecta, Orthoptera, Acrididae.
GCGUGUGGAUGCCAAGCUUGGGCGGCACGCUGACGAAGAGUCACGUGACAGGGCAGGAUUGUUUGAAUGCUGGAGUGAAACUUGGGCGUGUUUGUUAUGUUCUGUUGUGUGUGAUUGAUACGUUGCACGAUGGCGAAAAUUUUUCAGUGCUGUGCGCUUCUUGUGCUGCUAGGAUUACUUGUGGAGCCCAGCACUGGCAUUAAAUGUUGGGAAUGUCGUUCUGAUACUGAUCCAAAAUGUGCAGAUCCUUUUGAUAAUAGCACUGUUCCCAUAACAGACUGCAAGCAAGAACCAGAUCUUCCACAUUUAAAGGGCAUUAGGCCAAAAAUGUGCAGGAAGAUAAGGCAGAAAGUUAAUGGGGAAUGGAGAUACUUUCGUAGUUGUGCUUAUGUAGGAGAAGUUGGAAUUGCUGGAGAUGAGCGCUUCUGUCUGAUGCGUACUGGGACAUACAAUAUUUUCAUGGAAUAUUGUACAUGUGAUAGCAAAGAUGGUUGCAAUUCAGCAACUUCCUAUCAGCCACACGACUUGCUGCUUUGCUUUGGUAUUUGUGUUAGUGUAGUACAGCAUCUUGUGUGUUUCUUUAAGGCAUUCCGAUAAAGUACUUACUACAGCUGUAAGCACACUAGAGUCUCAGGUUUGUACAAUUUAGGUGAAUCUCAUUUGCUAGGUGAAGAUAAUAUAUUUAUCUCUCAAAGAAAGAUAUACCAAACUAGAACUCGUUGCACCACGCGCAAAAGUUGUGGUUUUGAAGAACCUUAAUUUUACUAGUAUUUUCUGAAUAUAUUUCCAGAGAAUUUUAUUAUGCUUAAUAAAGCAUUAACAGUUACAUGAAGUGAUAAACCGAUCCGUCCUAUUAAAAGAGAAAUGAGAAGACUGCCUCAUUUUUAUUUUAUUUUAUUGGGUGAUAUUUCUUUUCUAUUUGUGUUCAUUAUAGUAUUACAAAGCAAGAGGAAUCUCAUUAAGGUGAACUAUGAGAAACCGUCAGUGCCUGAAGUUUUGACAUAUUGCUUGUAAGAUUAUUAUAUUGCAAUAUUAUUCUUAGUUUUAGAACUUGUUUUACCAUUGUUACACUUUCAGUGAUGGGCUUUAGUACUUGUGUGAAAGACUUUAAAUCGUAUUAAUUCGUUAACAUUUGAGUAUGUUGUUACAUAGAACACCUUAGCUUAAUUUCUAAAGUGGUUUAAAUUAUUUGAAUAUUCUCUUUAAUAAUAGAAUUGUCGAUGUUGAUGGCCAGAGACCUUUUACAUUGUCUUAAAUAAGAUUGCAUUUGAACAAAGAUAUGUGGGCUUGGUAAUAAGAUGAUUAUGGAUGAUACAACUUAUGGAUUGUCCAUUAAUGUAGAAAAAUAUUUAAUAAUAUACCUCUUUAGAAGAGUACUGAGGAAACAAUAUAAUUGUCAGUAUUGUGGCACUGGGGCACUGAAGUUCAUUGUGUACACAUUUCCAGCUCAUUCUCUUUAAAUCUAUAGAAAUUGUAAGAAUUCAAGGUAGUAAGUGCCAUUGAUUAUUGAAAUUUUGUUCUGAGGUUUAAUUUUUUGUACUAUAGUUGAUACUGACAGCUGCAGCAGGCUGGGCACAGCAGCUUUGGGAGCCUACCUCAACCAAUAAUGUAACGUGAUUUUGUAUACGUAUUCACAGCAACGUCUCAGUAUUAUCACAGCUCUGUAGUCAGCUACUGUUUUCGCCUGCAGCCAUUUGUGUGUCGGAGUUGAAUGCUGACAACAGUGGAACCACCUGUCGGGGAUUUUCUUACAUUAACUCGGCUAUAGAAUGAGUGGUGGGAAGUGUCUUUCAUUUUGUUGAUAUUAUAUGACUCAUCUGGAAAGAGCUGAAGUAUCUGUGCUACAUUCCACUGACAAAGCAGAGUAUAGUUCUCCGUCCGUCUCCCUCCUGCACCCGUGCACCCCCGUCUAAAAUAGAUUUAAAAAAAGUGCGUGUAUCGUUUGAUAUAGAGAUAGGGCAAAGUAUGAGACAGUGAAGAUAUGCAAAUUUAUUCAUAGUUGAAAGAAAACUUGAAAAUAAGAACAGAUAUAUAGUGGGAGGAAAAUGUUUGAGAGGUUUUGUUCCCAGUCCACUUGUAGUUGAUGACAUGUUUAGUGAUCAUGGCCAUGCUACUGUUUAAAAAUAUUUUCCCAUGUGAGAGCUGGUCCUUAGUGUUUCCCAAAUUUAUUAAGAGUCACCAAUGGUUGUAAGUGAAAUGCGGAUUCAUAUAUUAAAGAGAAGUGAGUGAUGCAUAUGUUAUUUAUCUUUUCUCUCCCCAUUCUGGUUUCCUCAAGAAACCCCUUGAAGCUUUUGACAGAAUCUGUAGGAUUGAUGAGCAGCAGCAUAGUCUGUUACCAGCAGCAUAGCCUGUUAGGGAAUACAGAAGUGUCAGAUUCCACCAAUCUGCUUUGACCCAUGACAUCAGCAACAUGCCAGAAAUGGCUGUUCUAAGCAUCUGCAAUAUGGCGCCUAUGAUAUCACUACAUACACACGGCAACAAACACAAAAAUAUGUAUAAAUAAGACAUUAACACCUCCCUCCAAAAAUACAUUCAAACUAACGAGACAACUGUGGGAAAUUGCGAGUUUUUGGGAGGAGAAAAGCUAAAUAUAACGGUAAGAAAAAAGGGGGGGUCCCAAAACACACAAGAUGACUAACAAAAAAAAUAAUUACAAAAAUCUAGUGGAAAUCGGACACUUCCCUUGACCUAUAUAGGUCAACCACAGCUGACGAUACCAAAACACCAAUGCCUACAGCAAAAACUACGGGAAUUGGAAUCAGAAUAGCUGACAGUACGAAACACCUAUACCUGCAUAUAAAAAUACGAAAAUUGGAGUAGGUCAUUUCCCUUGACCUAUAUAGGUCAACUAUAACUACUUAUAUGAAAAAACCAACCCCUACAGCUACGUAAAACAAAACCAAAGCCACAACACCUCAAAACUAAAAAC